Molecule: messenger RNA, 1425 nt
Organism: Verticillium alfalfae VaMs.102
Lineage: Eukaryota; Fungi; Ascomycota; Sordariomycetes; Glomerellales; Plectosphaerellaceae
Exons: 3
Coding region: 1-1425 (474 amino acids)
Source: RefSeq, a predicted model, not a curated record
AUGUCUGACGCAGGUCGUGACCCCACUGGGGAGGAGAUGAACGACUUGCUCUCUGGUGCUGAUAAUCAAGGUCCCGGCGGCAAUGAUAAUCUACCAGCCGAAGAAGCUGAGCCGGGACCCGAGGCACUGGAGCGAGCUCAGCCGGGCAGCAUAGCGGAUGCGGUGGCCGCUGGAACUCACGCAGAUGACGACCCAAUCGACUCGAACGUCACCGAUGAUGGCAUCGUGGAAAUCAGCGACGAUGAGGAGGAGGAGGACGACGACGACAUGAGCGAUGAUGAUGAGCCGGACCUCGUUCGAGCCCUCCGCGAACGAAUAAAACAACUCAGAGCAGAGGUGAUCGGACUUCGGGAUGAGAAAGAUGGUCUCAUCAACGACAAAGAACAGUUAAGCGAGAGAAUCAGGGAGCGUGAAGUGAUGAUCGAGACACGUGAGGCCAGCAACAGCCAGUUGAGGAAUCAAUUGAACCAGUCGCGACAUCCUAGGCAGCGUACCCAGAGGACUUGGCCCGCCAUGUUGCGCGCGUUCUUGGCUGGCGAUCCGAUGGCUGAGGAGUACCAUGUGAUCUACAGGCGCAUGUGCGAAGAGGAGAAUAUGAGCAUCAAAAGCAGCCUGCUGCACCCGAACCUGAAGCUGCGGGAACCGGACGAUGAAGAGCUGGCAGCACAAUUGCUUAAUCCGGAUGGCGAUGCCCCUGGAGAGAACAACGAGAUGGGCGACAAUCCUGUUAACCAUCGUGCGGCUCGUAACGUGGUCGGCGAAGUUGUCACGCAAGCCACGCACGCGACUGAUACAGGGGACGAAGAGCUCUUUGUUGUCGAAACAAAAGACAAUCACAAGGAACGUCCUCGUCGCUCCUUCGAUUCCAUGCCGCCGGAGGUUCAGGCCAAAAUCGUCAGGCAAGUGCUGGAAUAUCCAGGUCGCUCGUUCAUUGCAUUUCACGACUGGACCCUCAUUGCGAACUCGGCUCCCUUUCCUCACACCUCGGUGCACUUCCUGGGCGUCCACGCUUUUUACGGACUCAACACGUUUGCCUUUUCCAGCCUUGGGGAGUUUGGACGCUUUUGCAGAGGCAUCGGAAGCGCGCGAGCACAGCGCAUCCAACACAUCGAGAUCCUUUGGCAGGGCAACCAGACGCUCACGUUCACGCCCACCAGCAGAGGACAGUGGACGUCGCGGCGGACCUACGAUACCUCGGAGCUGCUGAAGAUGCGUCGCCUCAAGACGGUUGUGAUUCACAUUGACGAAUCAAGCCGGGGACGCAGACGUCGCCCCCACGAGCUGCCCGCGGUCCGCACGUGGCUCGCCGGCAAGACCAAGCUUCAGCCCAACCAUGCCAACUUCCGCGCUCUGCGCACCCCUCCAGGGGCAAGACUACAUUUACGGGCUGCGCGGGAUCCGGCACAUUCUUUUCUACGACAUUGA